AUGACAAAGACCGCCUCAUCUGAUGAUGCAACGUACGUGACAUGGGCCCAGUGCUUUCAUCCCGAGAAUGCCACGGUAACCUUUGAAGGCAGUCCUUUGUGGACGGUCUACGAGGGUGCUCGAGAGGAUCUCCCAGUGGCCGAAGCCGUGCCCGUGACUGCAACAGAGCCAGCAAUCCAUGACCUGGGACGAGUAGAGGCUCAGGCACCGCCACCACCUCCCAGCGCACCACUGGAACCAACUGCUCCCACCUCUGCAGCGGUGGUACCUACCACUCCUCCUCCUCCUCCUCCUCCAGUAUUCACCGGAACAGGAACAGAGCCAUCCCCCAAUGUUUCGAAUCAAAGCAUGGGAUUGGACCUCAUUGUCGGAUGCAUUCUCUCCUGGACAACCAUUUUGAUUGUCGCCAGUUUGGAGUUGACAGGUUGGUUGAUCUACUUUUGCGCAGCCGGUUGUUGGAAGGUAACCAAAUGCAUGGAACCACCGAAUGUCUUUACGGGACUGAUUUACAGCAUCUUUGGCUUGGUGUAUUGGGUUUUGGCUCUGGUGGAUUCGAUUCUACUGCUGGUGUCCGUACUCGUAUCGGAGCUCAUGGCGGGCAUUUGCUUUUUGCUGAGUACCAUGAUUGGUGGUUGUGAACUAGCGGGCCGUUGGCAUCAGUACAUUCGCAAAACAUGUCACAAGGCACGCUGGGCCUUUCGAUCCAAGUUGAUUUGCAAGGACCCACCACGCAUCUUUUGUGGCAUAAGUGGUGGCAGUAAAAAGCAGGAUGAGCACGAGACAUCCUCGGAAGGCAAGGGAUCUGCGUUGGCACUGCCUCUUGGCGAUCCUCUUGAUGAGAAUGCCAUUGUGGUGUAUGACGAAACAAGACGCAACUAG
Messenger RNA from Seminavis robusta, 879 nucleotides. The record is from the annotation of a GenBank genome assembly. Lineage: Eukaryota; Bacillariophyta; Bacillariophyceae; Naviculales; Naviculaceae.